GGGACCAACAAGGUGCGUGGUCACGUGACAGAAAGGCGGGAGCACGUUGUUGCACUGAAGCCGGCCAUUUUGCGAGAUAAGGGUUGCUUUUGGGUGGAUUUUUACCGUUUCGUGGAUUGAUCGUAAGUUGAGAGACGACAAUCAUGGCGUCGAGGACAAAGAAAACCACUACUACCACAUACUCCAGCCGAUCCGACUCUGGGAUCGAGUCGCCGGGCUCCAGCGCGACCUCGCCUCGCCGGCAAAGGCCUCCAUCACCGGCAAGGAGGGUUCGUUUGCAGGAGAAAGAAGAGCUUAUGAACUUGAAUGACCGUUUGGCAGCCUAUAUCGAUAAAGUACGCCAUUUGGAGACGGAAAAUACUCGGUUGUAUACACAAGUGCGAUCCACUGAAGAAGUUGUGAAACGGGAGGUGACGAAUGUUAAGUCACUGUACGAAAGCGAGUUAGCUGAUGCAAGGAAACUAUUAGACGAUACCGCUAAGGAAAAGGCUCGUUUACAAAUUGAAUUGAACAGAUAUAAGGAAUCUAGCGACGACUGGCAGUCGAAAUACUACAAGCGAGACCGUGAAGCACAGAGCCUAGAGAAGAAGAUUGCUGGUUUUGAGGCCACAAUAAUCGACCUGCAACAACGUCUUUCAGAUGCUGAGAGCAAGAAGAAGCCACUAGAGAAAGAAAAUGCUAAUCUACGAGCAGAGAAUGCUGCGCUGCAGAAACAAUUGGAUAAACUCAAGGCUCAGUUGGAGGAGGAAACACUUCUACGGGUCGACCUUGAGAACAGAGUUCAGAGUCUCAAGGAAGAUAUUGCCUUCAAAUCUCAGGUCUAUGAAAAGGAGCUUGAUGAGAGCCGAACCCGCACGACUGUGGAGCUUGAGGAGGUGGAUGGCCGUCUGCAGGCGGAGUACGAGGACCGACUGGCCGAGGCCCUGCGUGACAUGAGGGCACAACAUGAGCAUGACCUGCACCAGGUCAAGGUGGAACUGGAGGUUCUCUAUGAGAACAAGCUGGCAGAUCUUCAGAACCAGGUGGACCGCAGUGGGUCAUCAGCGGGCAACGCCUGGGAUGAACUCCGGACUACCCGCAAGAAGUACGAUGAUUUGUCAUCGGAGGUAGCAAGACUACGCUCUGAGAAUGCUUCGUAUGGGGGACGCAUCUCAGAGCUGGAAGAGCGUAUGCGUCGUGAGCGUGAUGAGUUCCUCAUCCGACUGGAGCAGAAGGAUGCUGAGAUUGCAGAAUUGAGGCAGAACCUGGACGACCAGGCCAUGGAGUACGCUGACCUCCUGGAGAUCAAGAUCCGGCUUGACCGGGAGAUCGACGCCUACAGGAAGCUGCUGGAAGGGGAGGAGGCCAGAUUGAACCUGUCCCAGUCAGCCACGGAGGGAACCCCACGGAAGACUCCCAAGUUCUCCCAGGUGUCGCGCGGCGCCAAGAGGAAGCGAGUGACGUUGUCCGAGGCAGUGGAGGAAUACUCCCAGCAGGCCAGCAGCAGCGGUUUCUCCACACAGACCUCGGCCAAGGGAGCCAUCGAGAUCAAGGAGGUCAACCAAGAUGGCAACUACAUCAGGCUCACCAACAAGUCGGCCAAGGCCGUAAACAUUGGCGGGUGGCAGUUAAAACACACGGCAGGGGAUGACGAGACAGUCUACAAGUUCCAUCGCAACGUCUCCGCCAAGCCAGGCCAGGAUGUCACGGUAUGGAGCUCUGACACCGAAACCACACAUGACCCUCCAAGUGACCUUGUGAUGAAAGGUCAGCGCUGGUUCAUCUCGGACACCAUGAAAACAGUAAUUGUCAGCAAACAAGAGGAAGUGGCAUCAUGUGACAUGACCAAGUCCACCAUGAGUAGCAGCAGCUCGUACCGAUCAAGUUCCAGCCGCCCCUCCGGGGAGCUACUUCAGUUUGAAGGGGAGGCAGAAGAUGGUCAAAAGGAAAAAUGUGCAAUCAUGUGAUCUAUCGUCAUGACAACAAUACAUCAUUAUGCAUAGUGAGAGAGGAUAAGGGACCCAAUACAUUAUUGGAGAAGAGCGAUAUCAUUAUUUCAGUUAUUUCUUGGAGAUUGUCUUUUAGUGUUUGGCUGUCUUCAUGUAGAGAAUAUAUCUACCGACAGCCAGGUACAGGACCGCCGUGAGGGGACAAUCUGGGUCAAUGUUGGACUCACUUUGAAGUAGAUUUUCAGAGCUCCAGAUAAGCUGCGUAUCUGCGUGAAAUACGCAUCAGAAAUGCAGAAAUACACAGUAAAAUUUAAUUCAUGCGUAUCAAAUACGCAACGAACAUUACAGAUACGCUACAAAAAUAAAACUUGUGCGUAUCAUCAAAAUAUUGUGAAAUAACCCUGCGUAUUCGAUUAGCAAAUCAGCAACUUAUUUUGAAAUUAUAAACGGGCAUUCCGUCAACCUUGCCAAACUCCACGAUGACAGUUACAUCAUGAUCAUUUGCCAUCACACUUUCUUGUGGAAGUAUCGUGGUAUUUUUGAGUCCUAUAAAGCUCUCGAACCCACACGACACCAGUUUGCAGGGACUAGAUGAAUAGUGUUUUUAAAUAUUUAACUUAAAUACCCACAUGUGUAAAAACUAGUGGGUAACAGAAAUUUGAAUACGCAGAUAGAAUUACUGAUACCCAAUGAUUUUAAAAUGCAUGGGUAAAAUACCCACAACACCAAAAGCUUAUCUGGAGCUCUGGAUUUUGUUAUUAAUCAAAUAUGAUAAUUUUCAAAUCGUUGUUAUCUCCAAGGGCAUUAAGGAUCAAGCUGUUCAUCCAUGAUAAUACAUUAUUGGUGCUCAUUUGAUACAAAACUUUACAUCUGGUUGAAUGGUGUUUAUUUUAAUUGUUGUUUAAUGACUUGUUGAUCCAAAUAAUGUUGGGUAAAUUUCAUUGAUCCAAUUUGUCCCCUCACGAGUGAGUAGAUGUUUUAGAUGUCUUAACCUAAGUUAUAUGUUAGCGUGUUAGUGUUGGGGUAAGUCUCAGUUGCUUCGAACGAUCAGAUCUAAAUCACUGCCAGAGUGACGAGAAUGAUUCGUGAUCUGAUCAUGGGAAAUAUGUACACACUUUUAAAAUGAAAUGCUUGACAUUUUCCGAAAUAUUCCUUGUGAAGUGAGAUCAGUAUGUAAGAGACAUAUGGCUGUUGAUAAGGUAGAUAGGGUGGCCAUGUUGUUGAAGUGUUUGCUGGCCGUGCUGAAGAACUGGGUUCAAUUCCCAAGGGAACUAAUGUCAGACCAUUUUGACGUAGCCUGCUGUGAUGUGGGUGCAUGAUAGCAAAGUGUUCAACCCAUGCGCACACAUCCUGUCAACAGUUUGAUAGCAAUGGAUUUAAAAUAUUUUAAAAAAUAGCUACUCAGCCGUUUCAAUGAUGAAUUAAGAAUUAAAAAGAUAUCUUCUGCAUUUUGAUUUAUGAUUCGAUGAGUCUGUUAUUCUAGCUAAGGCUGUUAUUGGAAUUUCUCAUUUUAUGUCUUUUCUUGUGCAUAUUCUCAUCAUCAUCUCCCUGGAGGCUGCCAUCUUUGAAAAUGACUAAGAAUGAUGAUUACAAAUAUUUGGUAUUGGCAGCCAUGCUAGUUAUGACGCUGUUUGAAAAUGGACGAAAAAAAUCUCAGGAAUACCAAGAACUUAAUUUGACAUUGUUACGUUCCAUAUUUUGUAUUUCCAUUUAGAAGAUAAAAAGCUACCCUGCUGAAUUAUGUAAUCGCUUAGGAAUCUAUUAAAGUAUACUAUUUAUAUCCUAUGUUAUGACUGUUCUGUGUUUUGUACUUUUAUUUCUUGCACACUUCAUCCUAGAUGAACCUGUUGAUGUUGUUUUAGAAGGCUCAAGCAAUACACUGAUGUUAUACAGUAAUUCACGUGCUACUUUCCACACAACUUGAUACAUAUAACACUACAUACUACUUAUAAUACAAUAAUUGAUGUUUUCUAUUUCUAGUAUAUCAAAGUAUAAGGAUAACUUAGUUUCAGAAGUAAAUUUUUGUUCUUUUAAGAAAAUACAAGUACACAAUCAAAGGCUGGACUUCAUGUGAGCCAAAAUGUCCAUCAGUACAAUUUGAAGACUAUUCAGAUUAUUAAGACAGUGUUUGAAAUAAAUAUCUACAGAAUGAAGCAUUUGUAUCGUUUUGCAAUCAGAAUGCAUCAGUGAAUUGGUUUAGCCUAAUUAGGUAAUCUGUUACCAUGGUUACAGCUUAAGUGUCGGUGCUUAGUGCACAAGCUGAAAGUUCUAUCUGACCUAAGAGCACAGCCUUCAGUGUGGUAUAUGUCAAGGUAGAGCUCAUGCAGGCAUUAUGGCAGUUAUUGGUUUAUUUAACUAUGGGUACAUUUUCUUCGUUUAUGGCCCCGUUUCACAAAGCAAUUUUAGUGCUACGACACACACAAGCCUUUAAGGUAAAGAAGUUACGUCCACCUAAGAUCGCUAUGUGGAAUGGGCCAGGUAUGCAUGUUGCUAUGAAUAAUUUGACAGAAAAUAUAUUUUAAACAUUGAGGGGGGUUAAAUGUCUUACGUUUAUAUGCAUUUAAGGUAAUUCAGGUAGAUGCUUUGCAUAAUAUGUAUUUGUUCUCUGCAAUGCUAUUGCUGGAACAUUUUAUGCAGCCUACCAUUCUCUGACAAAGGGAGGUAAUUCACAGUACCUGUGUAUUCUUGUAUGAAGGGGUGAUGGUUUAUAUGCUUGCCUAGUUUGUUCAGCUGCUACUCUGUGAUGAGUAAUGGUGUCACACAGACACCGUCCAAUUAGGAACUAGGAUCCCAUUGUAUGAAGACUGUAGUGUUGGUCUAGGUUCCUCAUGACAAGGUUAAUGAUUUACAAACAAUUUUCAACUACUGAGAUCUGAUCUCACUGAAUGGUUGUGGUGGAGAAAGUGUAUCUCCCUACUGAUGGCCAUUUUUGUUUUUGGUGAUCAAUAUAAGAAAUCUGAACACAUGUCAGCUGGGAAGUUCAAUAGGGCAUCCAUUUGCAAGAAAGUCACUAUUUACAUUUUUUUUCACAUCAGCUUAUGAAAAUUUACAUGCUUUUUCAUUUUUUUUACAAAUUUGAACACUUAAAGUUUUUACAACCAGCAUCUGGUUCAGAUUUUAUAUGUUUUUUUAAGAUUCACAAGCUCCAACGCCUUUUUAUCAAAACUACAUAGGUAUGGAGCCCCUUUAAGUGUUUGCUAUUUUUUUGUGUUUACUGCUUGUUCUCUAUAUGUUGUUAUUACAAGGCAUUCUGCUGCUAGUGUUAAACAAAUGGUUACUUGAGAAAGCAAUAUUGACAUGAAUGUCCCAUCUUUCAUGUGACCUUUAGUUUUCAAUUCUUGCCAGUACCUCUUUUCGUGUGUAGGAUAGUUUUGACAUGACCCUGCAUUGUUUCACUUCUAACAUUGGUCUUUCUUGUUGUGAGUUUUAUUCCCUUAGAUUUGCCAUUUUAUUAUGUGAAAACAUAUUCCAUAUGCUCGCCACCAUAAUAAUCAUUACAAAUCUAUUAUUUCAUGUCAUGCACAGAAUGUAUGUAGAUGCCUUUGAUAUAAAACUCAAACAUACUC
Molecule: messenger RNA, 5494 nt
Organism: Haliotis rufescens (red abalone)
Lineage: Eukaryota; Metazoa; Mollusca; Gastropoda; Lepetellida; Haliotidae
Product: lamin Dm0-like
Exons: 11
Coding region: 144-1946 (600 amino acids)
Source: RefSeq, a predicted model, not a curated record